CCCCCCUGCCGAUGAGGCGGUUCCCUAGCACGUCUGUCAGUGCCUGCCACUGCCUGCUGCUGCCUGACAGAUGAGGAAGAUUUCCAUCUUCAAGUCUGAGUUAUCAGUAAUAUAGGAAGACAGAGAAAAACCAACAUGAAAGAUCAAGAAACAGUGCAAGUAGAAGAUUUGAAUGAGAUUUUAAAAAUGAGCCAAGAAAAGGUCGACAUAUUUGAAAGUGAGUUGUCAAAAGAGAGAGAAAGGAGAAAGCAACUGACAUCUGAUCUUAAUACCGUACAGAAGGAUUUGCAAGUUGGAAGUGAGGAAUUGCAAAAUUCAAAGUCAGAACUUAUAUGCCUUUAUAAUGAAAUUCAAAGUCUUCCAGGGGCAGCAGAAGACCGAGACCAUUUUUUAAUAGCAUAUGACCUGCUACAAAGAGAGAAUUCUGAAUUAGAAACAAAGGUCUUGAAGCUUUUACAAGAAUUUGAACAAUUAACUCAUUUUACUGUGGGGAGAAAAACUGCAGCUGCUGAUUUAAUUACAACUGAAAAUAUCUGUAAAGAUCUCGUGUCUAAAGUACCAGUUUUGAAAGUAGAGAUUCAAAGCCCAAAGGAAGAGGGAAAAGAACUCUGUUGUGCACUAGAAGAAAGUAAGCAGAAGGAAAUUCCAGAGGAGUCAGUAGAGGAGGGCACUUUGCCAACAGAGAGGCCGAAGGAGGAGGACUCACAACAGAACCAAGAUACAGAAAGCGAAGAACAACAGUUGACCUUGGAGACUGAGAAAAUUGUGAGGCUUAGAGAAGAGCUGAAUCAUAUAAGUCAGAACCUCCUUCAGUCUCAGAGCUCUGGGGAUAGUUCAGAUGACAGCGGUACCCAGUAUCCAUCAUCCAGAGAAAAACAGAAAUACCAGCAGCAAGAGGAAGUGCAACAGCUUCGCCAUAAUUUGCACCGGCUCCAGAUUCUGUGCAGCUCAGCUGAGAAUGAGCUCCGGUAUGAGCGAGGGAAGAACUUGGACUUAAAGCAGCAUAAUAGGUUCCUUGAGGAAGAAAACAUUAAGAUCAAAAUUGAACUAAAGCAUGCCCAGCAGAAGUUAUUAGAUAGCACAGAGAUGUACUCUUCACUCAUGGCCGAAUGGAACCACUGUCGGCAGAAAAUCAGGGAGCUGGAGCUGGAGGUUCUUACGCAGGCACAGAGCAUUAAGUCACAGAACAACCUGCAGGAAAAGCGGGCUCAGGAGAAAUCGAAAGUUGCUGAUGCAGAGGAAAAGAUUUUGGAUCUGCAGCAGAAAUUAGAACAUGCUCAUAAAGUCUGUCCCACAGAUACUUGUAUUUUGGGAAAGAAGCAACUAGAGGAAAGGCUAAAAGAAGCACUGGAAAAUGAAGCUAAAUCAAAGCAACAGUAUCAGGAGGAACAACAGAAGAGGAAACUCCUAGAUCAGAAUGUAAAUGAGCUACAAAACCAAGUGAGAAUCUUACAAGAUAAAGGGAAUCAAUUGGAAAUAACCAGUUCUCAGCAACAAUUUAAAAUUCAGCAACAGGAGGCCCAACUUAAAUACCUGGAACAGAAGAAAAGAACAUUGGACAAGCAUCUCAAGAGCAACCAAGAACUGUCAGAAAAGCUGUCCAGGUUGAAGCAAGAAAAGGAUGUACUAUAUGAAGAAUAUGUAAAAUUUAUGAAGCAGCUGAAGGUCCAUGUGAGAAACUACAUCAAGAAACGUCACCACCAUAAAGCCAAGCUUCAACAAGUCAAGGACCAUUUUGUUAGUGAAGUAGAACAGCGAGACAAGAGAAUUAAGCAGCUGAAAGAUGAAGUCAGAGUGCUGCAGUCUCAGAUGGAAAAGGAGAAAUUUCAGGACCAGGGCACUGCUCAAAAUGAUACACUGCUCCUAAAGAAUAGGAAAUUUAUGGAACAAGUCACAGAGCAAAGAAACCAAAUCCAGGACAAUGAAGGGAUAUUAUCUUCAAUCCAGAGCAGAGUACUUGUCCUGGAUAAAGAAAAUAAGCAAUUGUAUGAAACCUGUCUCCAGCUCAAAGAGCAGGUCAACCUCCUAGAGCACAUCAUAGGAAGCAUCCAGAUUCACAAAGGAGAGAAGAUAAAAAUUAGUGACAUCCCUGAAUUUGAAGUAUUGAAAAAAAUCUUGCUCAUUUCAAACUCCAGGAACAGGUUUGGUAUAGUCAGUUGGAAGUCUUCAGGAGAUUAAAGAACGUAAGUCAGAAGAAGCAAUGGCAAACCCCAAGUCCUCUGAGUCUCUUUCAUGUUCAUAGAAUUCUGACGCUGGAUACAUAAAUGUGACUUUUAUGAGAGAGACACAUUGCCCUCAAGAGCAAGACCAAAAGUCAGAACUACAAAAUCAUUGGUGGCUAAAACUAUUCUGAUCAAAGCUGCUAACAUAAAGCUUGGGCAUGAAGGUGGAACAUGACAUGGAGAAAAGUUACCACAGAGCCUCACUGGACAUCAACCAGGCGUCUUCAAAAUUGCUGAUAAAUUUAUUAAACCAGUUGUAAAAAUGGA
This is a messenger RNA of Suricata suricatta (meerkat), 2489 nucleotides long. RefSeq names its product coiled-coil domain containing 30 (gene CCDC30). The coding region runs from base 136 to 2178 and encodes 680 amino acids. The transcript is spliced from 16 exons. Lineage: Eukaryota; Metazoa; Chordata; Mammalia; Carnivora; Herpestidae. The record is from RefSeq and is a predicted model, not a curated record.